Messenger RNA from Hyla sarda, 3221 nucleotides. RefSeq names its product G protein-coupled receptor 63 (gene GPR63). The record is from RefSeq and is a predicted model, not a curated record. The coding region runs from base 725 to 1978 and encodes 417 amino acids. Gene Ontology annotation, biological process: G protein-coupled receptor signaling pathway. Lineage: Eukaryota; Metazoa; Chordata; Amphibia; Anura; Hylidae. Gene Ontology annotation, cellular component: membrane. Gene Ontology annotation, molecular function: G protein-coupled receptor activity. The transcript has 2 exons.
UAUACAUAAUGGGGGUAUGCUGCAGGGGAGCCCUGGGGACAUGCUGGGACAGUAUGGGGCCACAUCAUCCUGUACUGGGACAUCACACUUCUAUUAUGUGGUUUCAUGUCCACCAUACGGAUUCUCUACCAUAUGAACUGCAGUGGGAACCUUGUGCCGAUAGACCCCUAUAGCGGCAUGUUGCGUUAUCCGUGCAGCCUCGGUAAUGUGCACAGGCCCCGGUCCUUAGUACAGUCCCAUGCCCGGGAGAAGUUCCCCCUCCAUCCAGCUGUGCCUUCACUUUCUCUUCCCGGGAGCCAAUGGCGCGGCGGCGGGCGUGGUAAGCGGCGGGCCGGCCCUCAGUGCAGCUGCUGACAGGGAGCGCUCAUCCUCCGUGCCCGUGUACGGCUAUUCCUAACAAUGGACGGCUCCGGUGUGCGGCAAGCACCGGGCGUAUGAUGCUGCAAGAAGCAGCGCGGUAACGUAAAGCAAGGACGGGGAUGCGGCAGAGGCCGCCGACCGGGACUAUGAGCCAGGAUGCUGAAUGGAGCCGUUCAGCGUGAAGCGGAGGACGCCGGGGAUCCAGCUGCCUGAGGGAGAGAGAGGACCGCAGUUUGCAGAAGAUACCUUGGGAACUGACCAUGGAUAUAAUAUUUCUCCACUUUUACCUUUGGAAUAAGACUCAUGGAAGGCGACAACUCUCUAGAAUUGCUUACGUACACUGAUUCAGCUGUACUGAAGAAUUAUGGUUUUCUCAGCAAUGCUUACACCUUCUCAUCCCGUGACCUCAUAUAGUACACACAUCAUAUAUGUAAAUGGCUAUACAAACUUAACCACGCCUUCAUUUCGUGGCAACUUGGAUAUCCCACCGAAAUACAGUCCAGUUGCCAUGACCACAGCCAGUACCUUGCCGGUGAACACAACUGUUUCUACCACACAAGCACCUAAAGAAGUUUAUGAGACCUUGAAUUUACCCCUCCAGAUAAUCCUCUCUGCCUUGAUGAUUAUUAUUCUUUUACUGUCAUUCCUUGGGAACUUUGUUGUUUGUCUCAUGGUCUACCAAAAAUCUGCCAUGCGAUCUGCCAUUAACAUUCUCCUAGCAAGCUUGGCAUUUGCAGACUUACUGCUUUCCAUUCUCAACAUGCCCUUUGCUUUGAUAACAAUCAUUAUAACUGAGUGGAUUUUUGGAGAAGUAUUCUGCAGAGUAUCUGCAAUGUUUUUUUGGCUGUUUGUAAUUGAAGGUGUUGCUAUCCUGCUUAUAAUAAGCAUAGACCGGUUUCUAAUUAUUGUACAGAAACAAGACAAACUGAAUCCCUACCGAGCAAAGAUUCUCAUUAUGAUUUCAUGGGCAACCUCACUUUGCAUAGCCUUCCCCCUUUCUGUUGGGAACCCGCAACUACAAGUACCAUCUAGAGCUCCGCAAUGUGUGUUUGGCUACACUACAAAUGCUGGUUAUAAAGCGUAUGUGAUUCUUGUGGUACUGAUUUUCUUUUUUAUUCCUUUUAUGGUGAUGCUUUAUGCUUUUAUGGGCAUAUUGAACACUGUGCGGCACAAUGCAGUCCGUAUACACAGCCAUCCGGACAGCAUAUGCCUUAGCCAGGCAAGCAAGCUAGGUCUCAUGAGCCUUCAAAGGCCUUUCCAAAUGAAUAUAGACAUCAGCUUUAAAACUCGUGCCUUUACUACCAUAUUGAUUUUAUUUGUUGUCUUUAUAGUUUGCUGGGCACCAUUUGCUACUUAUAGCCUUGUUGCCACAUUUAACAGUGACUUUUACAACAAGAGUAACUUUUUUGAGAUAAGCACUUGGCUUCUUUGGCUAUGCUACCUCAAGUCUGCACUAAACCCAAUAAUCUACUACUGGAGGAUUAAGAAAUUCCGAGAUGCUUGUUUAGAUCUAAUGCCCAAGUACUUUAAAUUUUUACCCCAGUUACCUGGACACACAAGAAGAAGAAUCCGGCCUAGCGCCAUAUAUGUGUGUGGGGAACACAGAUCUGUAGUGUGAUAUCUAUUUUGUUAGAUUGACUGCCAUAAAAUAUUUUGUUAUGUGUUUUCAAUUAUUCCCUUGUGCAAAAAGUGAUGCAUUCUGUUUUCUGCCAGGAAGCAAUGUACAUGAUAAAAAACAUGUUACCUCUAGGAUUUAUGGUAAAUCCAUAUUUGAGAAGUACUUUGUCAGGUUAAUGCUUACCAGGCCUGCAGUUGGUGUUAUUGCGGGCACCUUGUAUGCUGCUACAAUCAGUGGAUGUGUCAUUUUUCUCAACAAAUGUUGCUGCUUUUGCUGUUAGAUUUGAGCCAAAAAAAUGUUCUGUAGUUAAACUUUGCAGGAUCUCUUUAGUUGUUGGAAAAUGUUUUCCCUUUAUUGACAUUGCUGUAUGAGGGAUAGACUGACUCUUACCCCUACCGAUUGAGGAAAACCUUUGUGCACUUUAUCAGACCCCCUGUCCUUUUGAUGUUUAGCAGUGAAAAUAUUAAGACAGUAAAUAUUUUUUUGUAACAGAUUAUAUUAACAUUUAUGUACAGUGCCUGAACACAUUAGGUAGGUCUUCAGUCAGAAUAGUAUAAAAAAGUACAAUAUUAUAAUCAGGGCAUAAAUACUGUACAAUGGAAACGCAUAUGGUCACCUGUAUGCAGAAAUGAAAAAUUGGUCAAUAUUUGAUGUUUUCAAAUUACAUAAUGUUUGUUAUAAUAAUAGAGAUACAGUUCUUCAUAGGUGAAGGGCCUACUCUGGACAUAAAUGCUUAGAAAUUUUGUACAAUCAUGUAAAUCUGAAUUGCAUGUGAUACUAGAUGUAUAAAACAGUGUAUAUUGCCCCCAAAAUCUAUAAGUGACUAAUACGGAUUCUCUAAAAUCAUACAUAUUGUAAAGUCAUCACUUCUGUUGUCAUUAUAGUUACAUCACUGUAUAAACAUAUCACUGUCAGUGUAUCUCCUAGCAUGCAUUGCCACUUAUACCUAGAGGCUUAGAGGUUGCUUCAAAUAGAUGGAAAAAUUAUUACAGCCAUUUAGGUUUCUAAAAUGACUACCGUAUGUACUCAAGUAUAAGCCGACCCGAAUAUAAGCCAAGGCCCCUAAUUUCACCUCAAAAACCCAGGAAAAGUUAUUGACUCGACUAUAAGCCUAGGGUGGGAAAUAAAUCACCCCCCGUCAUCAUCCAGACCCCCGUCAUUAACACCCUCAUCAUCAUCACCCUGUCAUCAUCCCCCCUUCAUCAUUACCCUGUCAUCAUCCCCCCCUUCAUCACCCCCCCCC